GUAGGCCAUCAUUAAUGAGAAGUCUCUGUCUGUCUCUCUGUCUCUUUCUCGCUCUCUCUCACCCCUACUCCCUCUUUGAACUCAAUGAUGUUGAACUUCUGUGGUGUCUUUUCCUUAAAAGUUGAAGUUUUCAGGUCCAGACCCUGUACCAAAUGGAUUAUCAACUCCUGGAGCUAUUUGAAAUGGUCAGGUCGUAAAACAGAUGAAAAGACUGGGAUGGGACAUUUACAUGUUACAAAAGAAGGACUUCGACUGGAAGGAGAGUCAGAAUUCUUAUUCCCUUUGUAUGCCAAAGAAAUUCACUCUAGAGAGGACUCAUCUCUACUUCUACAGUCUGCUCAUAAUGUGACUGUGAAUGCUCGCAAUUCAGAUGGUGAAGUCACAGGCAGAUUAAACGUGGGUCCUAAAAUGGUAGAAGUCCAUGGUCAGCAAUUUCAGAUCAACUCCGUAGAUGGCAAGCCACUUUUUACAGUGGAUGAAAAUGAAGUUGUCGUUGGUACAGAUAAACUUCGAAUCACAGGGCCAGAAGGGGCCCUUUUUGAACACUCUGUAGAGACACCACUUGUCAGAGCAGAGGCUUUUAAACCGCUUAGAUUGGAAUCACCAACUCGGUCUUUGAGCAUGGAUGCACCAAAAGGGAUUAAUAUUAAAGCACAAGCUGGCAAUAUUGAAGCUCUCUCUCAGAUGGAUAUCAAAUUGCAUAGCAGUGAGGGAGUGACUCAACGCUGAAGCCCCAUCCUUUUGUAGAGGGUACUGCUCAAAAGUCACCUAGUGUGGAGCACCCACAGGGACACUACUCGAAGAAGAACAGGUUUCUUACCCUGUGCAGUAACUGUGGUUCUGCGAGAUGUGUCCCUAUUACUGCUGCACUACCCGCCCUCCUCGCCUCUACUUUGGAGUUCUUUACAACAGGCUCUGCAGUAGAAAAGAAACUGAGGAUGGUUUGCCCGCACAGCUCUAUAUAGCCUUGGUGCAGGGCACAAGACUGCAGGGAGUGCAAGACAGAUGCUGCUACCUAAAAUUUCCCAAUCUGAGCUGCAUGGAGCACAAGCACACCUAGAGCAGAGCACCCAUAGGGACACCAUCUUGAAGUUCCUGCACAGGGUGAGUAACCUUCUCUUUUGGAGCAGGGGGACUGGAUUCUGGGCCUCCCACAUUGGGUGGGAGUGCCCUAACCACCAGGCAAUA
This is a messenger RNA of Chrysemys picta bellii (western painted turtle), 1188 nucleotides long. The record is from RefSeq and is a predicted model, not a curated record. NCBI's taxonomy places the organism in Eukaryota, Metazoa, Chordata, Testudines, Emydidae.